This is a messenger RNA of Striga asiatica, 1322 nucleotides long. NCBI's taxonomy places the organism in Eukaryota, Viridiplantae, Streptophyta, Magnoliopsida, Lamiales, Orobanchaceae. The record is from the annotation of a GenBank genome assembly.
AAAAUAAUAAUAACAACAAUAAUCGCUGGCCACCCAACCCAUCUCCUUUUCACACGCACAACACAGUUGACAGAAAAAACGAAAAAAAUAAAGAAAGGAAAGGAAAAUUUAUAGAUUAUCACCACAAUCCUAAUCUCAUCUUCCAUGCCGUGUUUAUUUUCUGUACAUAUAUGUCCGCCAUUUCGACCUUCUUCCAUGUCUUCUUUCCCCUCCCUCUCUAGAUUCAUCCCCAUUUCCUGAGGACAUAUUCCUCGUUCUCAUCUGCCCUCCCCAAGUUCUCGGUGGUUCAUCAUUUUUUUUUUAAUUGAGCCAUGCGUAGAGGCAGAGCUGCGGCGGCGGAUAACGGCGGCGAAGCUCGCGGAUCUGGAGGAUCCAAGGAGAUCCGAUACCGCGGUGUGAGGAAGAGGCCGUGGGGCAGAUUUGCGGCCGAGAUCAGGGACCCUUUCAAGAAGACGCGUGUCUGGCUCGGCACCUUCGACUCGGCCGAGGAUGCCGCUCGCGCCUACGACGCCGCCGCUCGCUCCUUCCGUGGUCCCAAGGCAAAGACGAACUUCCCCUCGCCCCUUGACGGCGCCGUAUUCCCCGAAUUGAACCCCCAAAACCCUAAUCAGGCGCAAAUCAACGGUAGUGCUAACGAUCGGUUCAUGGAUCCUGGGUAUUACACCCAGGACCCGCAAAUAAUCGCGCAACAGCGGCCUACCUCUAGCGGCAUGAGCAGCACCGUGGAAUCUUUCAGUGGGCCGCGGCAAAUUCGUUCCUUGCCGGCGCCGGCGCUUUUGCAGCAGCAGAGGAGGCAUCCGCGCUCGCCGCCGAUUGUUCCGGAUGACUGCCGCAGCGAUUGUGAUUCCUCCUCAUCCGUGGUUGAUGAUGCCGAAUGUGACAUCGCAUCUUCUUCUUGUAAAAAGCCUUUCCUUUUUGAUCUUAACAUGCCGCCAUCUCCCGUGGCCGGUGAAACUGCUGCUGAUCUGGAUGAACUCGCCUGCACGGCACUCCGGCUAUGAGCUUUGCAAGGAAGUUGUUUUAAGAAACUUCGUGCUUCCAUCUACCAAGUUAAGUAUGCUGGGAGGAUUUAAUGCCUAGAGUCUCUACUUUGUGAACACUACCUUAUUAUUUUUGUAUGACUUUUUUGUUAGUCUUUUUUUUAUUCGUUGAUUAGUCACUUGUUAGCCGAUUAAAUUCUGGCACUAUGCUUGUUGUAUGAAGUAAAGCUUGUGCGAAUUUCAUUGACUGACAAAGUUUUUCAGCCUCCCGCUAUUGUUUAGGUUUUUUGAUGCUAUGACUAUUUCAGUUUUUUUUUUCUUUUUCCCAUCUUUUACGUUUGU